GCAGGACCCUUACCUGAUACGGAAGCUGUGUACGAACGAGAGCCGCCUUUUCUCGGCACAUCCUGAGCGAUCGCAGAAGCAGCCCUGCGUUCUCGACGUUUCCGAGCUCCCGCCGCCGCACAGGCUCUGGAUAUAAAGAGCAGGGGCGCGUCGAGUCGGCCGCAUCCCUCCUUCCUCUCCUCCAUCCCCUCCUCGUGUCCUCGACACAGUCAGUCCUUACUCUCGCGGACUCCCCACACCGGUCUAGCCAAGUCCAAGAUGCGCAUCCUCUCCGCGUUCCUCCUCUUCCUCGGCACGGGCAUCACAGCCUUCGCCCACCCGCGCAACGCCCCGCCGCCGCCGAGGCCCCUCCCGGGCGCCCGCGCGCUCAAGCAGGCCCAUGUCCUGCGUUCGUCCGAGGACACCUGCGGGCACCUCACUGGCUCCGCACUUCAGCUCGCUGCCGUUGAUCUCGCCCUCGAGCUUACUGCGGACGUGCUCGGCAUUCUGCUCGGCCUCGACAUCUGUCUGUGUCUCUCGCUUCUCCCGCUCGAGCUCGACGUCGGUCUCGGCUUGGACGCGCUCGUGCCGCUCCUGGGUCUCGGAGACCUGAAUCUCCUUCUCGAGGCUGCGCAUCUCUGCGGAUGGAACUGCAAGCCGCCAUAUGUCAAGCAGGGCGACCAGUGCGAAUGCAACGGUGUCUGCGGCUCUUCCCGAAGGCAGAACCUCACUUGUUCGUCAGGGUGCGGUUCGUCAACUCCCUGGAAGCGUGAUGCUAUCGGAAACCGCCCUCGAGCGACGUGCGGUAGAGAUGAGAUCGUAUGUGGCGUCUAUGGCGGAUCGCCCCUCGGGUUUGAGUGUCUCAACGUGAACAAGACACUUGAGAGCUGCGGUGGAUGCACGGUUCCGAACCCGUUCCUGUCCGUUACCGGUGGUGCCGCUGUCUCCGCGCCUGGCGUAGGCAUAGCGAAAGCUACUGGCGUAGACUGCUCGUCCAUCUCCGGCGUCGCCGGGGUCUCGUGUGUUGCGGGACGGUGCGCCGUGAGCAGUUGCGGCGCGGGCUGGGUCGUGAACAGCAGUGGAGACGGUUGCGUCCACGUGAGCGCUCUUGCGGUACAGCAGAAGCGUUCUGAGGGUUUACUCAUCGACCUGGUGGCGGAUGUGGUGGCGGAUGUGCAACUCUGAAGAAAGGGGAUAUGGGGAACAAAACUCUCCAUGAAGGGGAACCUGGAUAAUUCUUACUACUGUCGUUCGCUGUCGUUCAUUGUCAGUCGCGCUCUUUACCGUGUCGUCUUCGUUUGGGUUCGCUUUCGCGGUUGUACGCGCUUGAUACUCUCUGGGCUACCUUACCUCCACCUUUGAUUUUUUGUUCUCUGGGACGUCGUUGUCGUCCUCGCCGUCGGUUAUAGCAUAUACUGUCGCUGUAGAACGCUUUGGUUGUUUGUUUGUCGGAGGUUUUAAUGUUGGGCGUUGGGAUGUUGUGGACAAGGACAAGCGUUGUCGUGUACAGGACGCUUGUCGUAGGGUUAUAUGAUGGAGAUUGAAUGGGUACGAUGAUAGCUACGUAUUGGGCGUCGCUCGGAUUCUGGACGUGAUGAAUGAGAGGUGCCUUUUGGAGCCGCA
Fomitopsis serialis is the source of this 1602-nucleotide messenger RNA. RefSeq lists its product as uncharacterized. The coding region runs from base 259 to 1164 and encodes 301 amino acids. The record is from RefSeq and is a predicted model, not a curated record. Lineage: Eukaryota; Fungi; Basidiomycota; Agaricomycetes; Polyporales; Fomitopsidaceae. The transcript has 7 exons.